This is a messenger RNA of Calliphora vicina (urban bluebottle blowfly), 836 nucleotides long. Its product is annotated as collagenase-like. The transcript has a single exon. Lineage: Eukaryota; Metazoa; Arthropoda; Insecta; Diptera; Calliphoridae. Gene Ontology annotation, biological process: proteolysis. Bases 1 to 795 code for a protein of 264 amino acids. Gene Ontology annotation, molecular function: serine-type endopeptidase activity. The record is from RefSeq and is a predicted model, not a curated record.
AUGAAAUUCUUAAUUAUUUUCGCUUUGGCUUUGGCCACCUCCUCUGCCUACGAAAUCGAAUCAAGCAAUCUUGCUGUACCAGUUGUAGAGCCCAAUGUCCAAAAUGCUGCUGUCGGCCAAUUCCCCUAUCAAGUUGCUCUAUUCUUGAAACUUAGUGCCACCAAGACUUCCUGGUGUGGUGCUUCUUUGAUCGGCAGAAAAUGGGUAUUGACUACUGCUUACUGUACCGAUGGUGAACAAUCUGUUACUGUGUACUUGGGUGCCACCGUUCGCACAGAGGCUGAAAUUAAAUACACUGUAAGCAACAGCGAUGUCAUCAUCCAUGCCGGCUGGGACAGAAACACCUUUAUGAACGAUAUUUCCUUGAUUAAGAUCCCCGCCACAACUUACACCGUCAAGAUCCAACCCGUUCAAUUGGCCGCCCUUUCCAGCGCUUACUCCACCUAUGACGGUGAUAAGGUUAUUGUCUCCGGUUGGAGUCUUGUUUCCGGCUCUGCUACCGGUGUUACCACCGAUUUGCAAUGGGCUCGCAUGCAAGUCAUCACCAACUCCGUCUGUGCCAGAACUUACGGUUCCGCCAUUACCUCCUCCAACAUUUGCACCUCCACUCCCGGUGGUAUUUCCACCUGCCAAGGUGAUUCCGGCGAUCCAUUGGUUUUGGAAUCCAGCAAGGUUCUAGUUGGUUUGAGCUCUCCGGGUUUUGCUUCUGGCUGUACCAAUGGUUUUUACGCUAAAUUUACACGUGUCAACAGCUACUUAGCAUGGAUCGAGGCCAACACUGGCAUUUCUCACUAAGUACAUAAAGAGAAUAAUUUGAAUUUAUUAAGUUUUAAGGA